UAAGCAAGUUACACUAUUGAUAAGCAUGUUACAAAAUUUAAUGUAUAUUGUUACAUCAACAAUAGGUUCCACCAUAAGUACAGCACUUGUACUUUUACCAGUACUUUUACCAGUAAUGUAAACAGAGGCUCACCUCGUCCGAAUAUUAAAUCCUUCAGUGAUGGCUGUUCAUACUGUUGUAAGAAGUGUCCUUUCUGGAUUGAGAAGGGUACAUUUCCCUCAGAAACCAACUGCAUGUGGAAAAGAUUCCCUGACAAUGUAUGCACAUGUUACUCAAGACUGUACCUUGGCUCCCUCCUUGUACAAUAACGUUUUAUCAACAUGUUCAAAAAUUGUAAAUUACCAGCAUUUGUAUUCACCACAUAAAGUAAAUCUCUUGUGGAUGCCAGUGAAGAAUACAAUAUAUAUGCAGGUCAAAGGAAGUUACAAGGAAAUUGGCUCAAAAAUAUUUUAUAAUUUAAGGAGUUCUUGCAGAAAUACAAGGAAAGGAACAUACAAUAAAAUUGUUAAUGUUCUUCAGAGGAUUUCUAGGUUUAAAGGUUGGGUAUGUCAAAGAACAAGAUUAAAGCAAAUAAGUUUGGGAUCUAUGUUCUUUGUUUCACCUCAAUUAUUCAGUAAGCGAAAGGAAGAGAAAAUCAUCGCUGUUGAGCUUCCCAAAGAGAGAAAGAGGAAGAAAAGAGGAAAGUUGUUUGAGCUGCUGCUAAGUAUGUACGAGAUUCUGCACAUUUGUCUUCGAGCACUUCGCCUUGUCCUUACAUUUGCUCCAAUUCUAGCCCUCUACCCAGUUACAUAUUUUGGAAAGACUGCUACUGAUGUCUGGUGGAGACUAAUGUUAAGAGCCAUAGAACUGUCAGGUCCUAUCCUAAUCAAGCUUGGUCAAUGGGCAUCUACUCGGCGGGACCUUUUUCCUGACUCGUGUUGUUCCCAAUUUUCUCGCCUUCAGAGACGGGUCAAACCACAUUCAUGGAAACACACAGUGAAUCAAAUGAGAAGAGCUUUUGGUCCAAACUGGAGAAAGAUUUUUAUAAAAUUUGAUAAUGAUUGUAAACCAAUUGGAUCUGGUUGUGCUGCACAGGUCUAUAAGGUAUGGAUGUCCUCAGAAGCUAUUCCUGACCAUGAGAUUCUGGAGGAAAUUCUUGCAGAAAUGGAUGAUGAUAGCCCCAGCAUAGAUGAAGGACUUGAAGUUAUGGGAUUUGGAAGACUCUUCAGUUCGGAAAAAGUUUUGGAAUUGGAACAGGCUGUUGCCUUGAGGGAGUGGCGAGAGCUUCGGGACCUGAAGAGGAACCAAGAAAGAGAGGAGAGAGAGAAGGAAGAGCAGUUGGCUCAGCAGUUUUAUGCUGGAGGUGAAAGACAACAUGAGGGAGAAACAGAGGUGAAUAAAGAAGUUAGUGUGUUGUCUAUAGUAGAAGAUUUAGCAAGUGAUGUAUUAAACAGCGAAGAACAAACACCUGAGCCUAAAGUGUUGAAUGAUGGGAAGAGCAUGGAGCCAGCUGAGACGACUUACUCCCUGGUAGAGGAGUGGCAAGAAAGUGGUCUUGACAAGUCUUUGCCAGUGGAGGAAGCCCCUCCAGAUGACUUGGAUGGGCUGGUGCCAGUAGCCAUUAAAGUUCUUCACCCAGGUGUACAGGAAGCCUGCAGGAGAGACCUGUGGCUAAUGAAGACUUGUGCCUGGUUUAUCACAUUAAUCUUUCCACCUAUCAAGUGGCUCUCCCUUCCUCAAUGUGUAGAUGAGUUUGCUGAAGUUAUGGAAGCGCAGAUCAACCUAUCGAUAGAAGCUGAGAAUUUGGAAAAAUUUUCAGAAAACUUUGCUGGAGUUCCCUUCAUUAAAUUUCCCAGACCAUUAAGGCCAUAUGUGACCAGAAAGGUAUUGGUGGAAACAUAUGAGGAUGGGGAGCCAAUGAUUAACAUUAUUAGGUCCACUGAAGAAGAAACAUCAGAAGAAUUAAAGAAGCGAUUGGCUGAGAUUGGUGUUGAUGCGCUAUUGAAAAUGGUAUUUGUAGACAACCUAGUUCAUGGAGAUUUGCAUCCUGGCAAUAUGCUUGUGCAGCACAAUGAUACGGGUCAAGAAGGUGCAAACUUAAAUACUGGGGACACCAUGCGCAUCAUAAUGGUGGAUGUUGGGUGUGACACUUUUGUCAUGGAUGUUCAACCGGAUCCAAAUCCUCUGCGCAUCUGCCUCUUGGACUGUGGUAUUGUGUCAAAACUCAGUGAACAAAAUCUAGCCAACAUAAAGGCUGUAUUUAAGCAAGUUGUACUUGGAGAUGGUGAAUCAGUAGCAGACCUCUUCUUGAAUAAUAGUGAACAUCAGUGUCAUGAUCCAGAUGCUUUCAAGACAGAAAUAACAGAACUUGUGCAGACUGCCAGAGAAAACACUAUUUCUCUGGGGCAGGUGGAUGUGGGAAUGCUUCUGCAGCAGGUCCUGAGCAUUCUUUUGCGGCACCGUGUGCGCCUGGAAUCGGCAUUCAGUGCAGUUGUCCUGGCAAUAUUCGUCUUGGAAGGUCUUGGAAGAACACUGGAUCCAAACAUGGAUAUAUUAGAAAGAGCAAGACCAAUAUUAGUAACAGGAGAGGUUUAUCGCUGAUCUCCUUCUCACGUGAUAAUCAUGCAGGGAAAUAAUGUCAUUGGAAUGAGACAUUUUUUAAAGUAUAAUUAAUAUUUGUGGAAUGAUUGACCAUUUAGCAGGUUAUAUAACCAAAAUUAGUGGUGUAGUGUAGCAGGUUUGGUGAGGAAGACCGAGCAGGGGCAAGGUGUGGUGAGGAAGACCAAGCAGGGCAGAUGUGGUGAGGAAGACCAAGCAGGGCAGGUGUGGUGAGGAAGACCAAGCAGGGCAGGUGUGGUGAGGAAGCCCAAUCAC
Procambarus clarkii (red swamp crayfish) is the source of this 2854-nucleotide messenger RNA. The record is from RefSeq and is a predicted model, not a curated record. NCBI's taxonomy places the organism in Eukaryota, Metazoa, Arthropoda, Malacostraca, Decapoda, Cambaridae.